This is a messenger RNA of Phytophthora sojae, 1863 nucleotides long. RefSeq lists its product as hypothetical. NCBI's taxonomy places the organism in Eukaryota, Oomycota, Peronosporomycetes, Peronosporales, Peronosporaceae. The record is from RefSeq and is a predicted model, not a curated record. The coding region runs from base 1 to 1863 and encodes 620 amino acids. The transcript has a single exon.
AUGCGUCUGAGCCAAGCUACUGCCCUCGUCGCACUCGCCUGCCUUUUUGUUGCCGGACUUGGUGAGUCAGUGGCGGCUGAAUAUGGCAAUGCAGCCGUGACCCCGGGUGUUGGGGACGAAUUGGUCGAGAGCGCUCCUCUGCUCACCAUUUCGUCGCCUCAGAUUCGCUCCACGUCGGCCAAGUACUCAGCGCCGGCCAAGACACCGUGCCCCCCGACUUCGCCGGAAACGAUCCAUCAGCCAAUCACCAAAAACCCAGGCUACGGCACCAAGGACCCCCAGGAGCCUGACACCAGCCAACGCUACCCGACUACGCCUGACGACCAGUACCACCCCGACACUGAGGCAGCGGACACCAAACACAACCAGACCACAAAGCUUCCGAAGAAGGAGGACACGCGCUACCAGCCGAAGCCGAACGUGCCUGCUACCGGUGGCCGCCCGAAGCGUGGUGGCGAAGAGUCUGGCCGCUUCGACGACAACGGCCGUGACAACCAGCACCACCACCGUCAGCCCGCGCGUACCGAGGAUGGUCACAACUACGCAAAGACCGACCUCCCGGAGAAGGAGGACUCACGCUACCAGCCGAAGCCGAACGUGCCUGCUACCGGUGGCCGCCCGAAGCGUGGUGGCGAAGAGUCUGGCCGCUUCGACGACAACGGCCGUGACAACCAGCACCACCACCGUCAGCCCGCGCGUUCCGAGGAUGGUCACAACUACGCAAAGACCGACCUCCCGGAGAAGGAGGACUCACGCUACCAGCCGAAGCCGAACGUGCCUGCUAUCGGUGGCCGCCCGAAGCGUGGUGGCGAAGAGUCUGGCCGCUUCGACGACAACGGCCGUGACAACCAGCACCACCACCGUCAGCCCGCGCGUACCGAGGAUGGUCACAACUACGCAAAGACCGACCUCCCGGAGAAGGAGGACUCACGCUACCAGCCGAAGCCGAACGUGCCUGCUACCGGUGGCCGCCCGAAGCGUGGUGGCGAAGAGUCUGGCCGCUUCGACGACAACGGCCGUGACAACCAGCACCACCACCGUCAGCCCGCGCGUACCGAGGAUGGUCACAACUACGCAAAGACCGACCUCCCGGAGAAGGAGGACUCACGCUACCAGCCGAAGCCGAACGUGCCUGCUAUCGGUGGCCGCCCGAAGCGUGGUGGCGAAGAGUCUGGCCGCUUCGACGACAACGGCCGUGACAACCAGCACCACCACCGUCAGCCCGCGCGUACCGAGGAUGGUCACAACUACGCAAAGACCGACCUCCCGGAGAAGGAGGACUCACGCUACCAGCCGAAGCCGAACGUGCCUGCUACCGGUGGCCGCCCGAAGCGUGGUGGCGAAGAGUCUGGCCGCUUCGACGACAACGGCCGUGACAACCAGCACCACCACCGUCAGCCCGCGCGUACCGAGGAUGGUCACAACUACGCAAAGACCGACCUCCCGGAGAAGGAGGACUCACGCUACCAGCCGAAGCCGAACGUGCCUGCUACCGGUGGCCGCCCGAAGCGUGGUGGCGAAGAGUCUGGCCGCUUCGACGACAAGGGUCGUGACAACCAGCACUACCACCACCCGUCGCGCACUGAGGUUUUGGAUAACGAGCACUAUCCGAAAUCGAAGGCACCGGGUGAGUACGGACGCCUGCACAGACUUGAUUCAGGGGGUGACAAGAAGAACGCCAAGCCUGAACGGGCACAGGUGCACGACCCGAAGCCGGACAACAAGAAGAAGGUAGAUCCACCUCACCACGACCAGCAGAAGCCUACGCCAAAGCCACACGUUCGCACGGCCGAUCGAUCCGAUGUCUACUCGACGCCAGAGCCAACGGAGAAACCUUCUCUGUGGGGAUGGCUGUUUCAAUAA